AUGCUAGCAAUGAACAGCGACCCACUACCAAACGUAUCCUCAACCUAUGAGAGGAUAUGUGAAGACGAAGAUGUGGAAAAUUGUGUUAAACCUUUUUUACCCGUCAACAACAGUAGACAGUUUAAAGUAAGCCCUACAUUUUAAGUCUUACUAGGGAAUUGCACCAAAUAUGAUAGGGGCUGUAUGACAAACCUUAUAUAAGAUAAACAAAUUAAGCAAUAUGUAUAAAAAAACAUUAACCAAUACGUAAAAAAGUAUACGUACCGUGCAUAGGUAAUUUUGCGCCAUACGGUUGGGUGGGUGGGUUUAUUGUCCGAGUGUCACAUAGAAGGUCUGUUCGUUAGACAUAAUAAUUGUACCAAGCAAAACCCACUUAUUAAUAAUCGUAAUGCUGAUUUCUUCUACUUCUCCACUGUAACAAUCAACCUUUUAGUGAAAACUAAAUAAACUAUUAUUUUACCCAAAUUCCAUCUGUUACAGUUUUUCUUUGAUAUAGACAUGUUGCACUAGAGGCAGAUCACAAUUAAUAGGGUAGGUUCCGAUAUUGUAUGUAAUAUACAAAGAUAUUGUUGAAUUCCAUUUUGGAUUUGAGAUGAAUUGACGACAAAUUCAAGGCCGUUUCACAACCGGUUAUUGUCCUAGCAAAAAAUCAGAAUAAAAAAAUCAUUACGAAUUCGGUUCUAAUAAAUUUUUUUAGGACCUUUUAUUGCGUUCGAAAUUAAGCGGUCUUAAUUAUUGAGAUCAUAAAAGUUUAAAACUUAUAAAUGAAGAAAUUUUUAUUGCGAACUAUUUGUAGCUUUUUAUCCGACAACUAAAAAAAACCUUACCAUAAUUGCAGGACAUGAAGACACAUAACAUAAUGAUGUGCACAAUUCCAAAGACAGGCUCCACACUGCUCUAUGCGAUCAACUGUUUACUGAAUGACGAACUAGGCUUCUUCUAUAAUAAAAAAAAGAUUUUUGGUGAUUUUAACGCAAAGUAAGUUUGCAACAUGUAACUUAAAAGUUGAUAAACAUUCUUAAAAGAUUUUCAUGUUGUCUAUUAUCAAUCAAUUUUGCAUAAUGUGACUUUAGUGAUUGUUUCAACAAUGCAAGAUGGACAAUGGAAGACGCUGCUGAAGUCCAUGGUCCAGAGGUUUAUGACUGGACUAAGCUAACAGUCGUACGUGAUCCUAUUGACCGUUUUCUGAGCGCUUUUGUGUUUGCUUGUAUCAAAGGCUAUGAGACACCUAAUGAAUGCAAAUAUGAAUGUAAUGGCUGUGGUUCAAACUUUACUUGUUUUGUCGAAAGAGAGUACGAUAUGUUAAUGCGUUUCAACCGUGGACGUUACGGUGCCAGCUUUCUAUUACAACACACAUGGCCGCAAAAUUGGUGGUGUGAUAUGAGCAAAUAUCGACAUGUUAGUUUAUUUAAUUAGAUUGGGUAGAGUAGAGUAUUGUAAGAUACGGUAGAGUAGAGUUAAAAUUAAAAGCAUCGUAUGAACUCAAUUUUUUAGAACACAACUAUAAUUAAACACGACACUGAUCCAAACAUAUUCAUUCCACGUUUGAUCAACUUCUUCGAAUCCAAAAAUAUCUCCGCCCAAGCUUUAAACUAUAUCAAAGAUAUUACUAUGAACCAAAGGACACAUCAUGCCACAGUUAGUACUAGAGCUCGACAGUUCUUUGAAGAUCGUCUACGUUCAUCGCCUUAUUUAAUGGACAAAGUGGUCAGGAUGUUUUAUCAUGAUUUCAAAGUGUUUGGUUUUUCGUUGCCACCAGGCUAUCAAUAA
Molecule: messenger RNA, 1770 nt
Organism: Bursaphelenchus okinawaensis
Lineage: Eukaryota; Metazoa; Nematoda; Chromadorea; Rhabditida; Aphelenchoididae
Source: the annotation of a GenBank genome assembly